Messenger RNA from Amoebophrya sp. A120, 2402 nucleotides. The record is from the annotation of a GenBank genome assembly. Lineage: Eukaryota; Dinophyceae; Syndiniales; Amoebophryaceae.
AGCUGGCCAACACAGCGAAGCUCGAUGCGCCGCGCCUAAACAGAUGCCGCACAGCCACACAACUCCACGAAAGCGAUGCGCCCCAAGCGCAGAAAGCAGCAGACGACCUACGCCUAACGGGGCCAGAAUCCGAAUGGGAAUUGAGCUGAUUCUCGACAGUUCUCACCCAAGAAUCUCAACUAUUAAGGGGGUGCCCAAGGGGGGUCGGCUAUAAGGCCUCAUGUGGUGUGUUCUCGAACUUAGUUCGCCAUGGUAUGGUGGACUAAUUCUCAACUAUUAACACCCCCCCUUUAUAGGGGUCUCCUAUAAGGGUCCGAGGCUCUCGUGGGGAAGUCUGUUGGUGGUUCACAGAAAACACCUCCGAGGGCGAGCAUGUAUUUGCUCCGCAAAGCGCGCUAUUGGUAGGCGCCGUCGCGUGCGAAGCUGCCCUGCUCCGGGGUUCGCCCGGGGCCAAACUGCAGUGAAGCUGAGCGCACCAGUGCCCCUCCAGCCGCCGUCUGGGUAGGCGCCUUGUAUUGUCGCUGCCUUCGCUAGUUUCGCAGCGCUACACGGGCCCUAUAAGUGCUGGCCGGUCAAGGAGACUCUUCUGCGGAAACUGGGCGAAGCCGAGCUUCGCAUGAAGGGCGUUGCGGCGUUUCAAGGCGCCGAAGGGUCUGGGCGCGGGCGUUGUUGCCAAAGCCCUGCCAUCCCCGCCCCACGCCCCUAGCAACACCAAAAGCCCGCGGGGAAUAUCUGGCCAGAACGGCAUCCGAUUUCUAUUUCCACUACCACGCGUUGCCCAGGUGGCAAGAGGAGACAUGCGAUGGGGAGCAGCCAAGACCCCACUCCGGCGCGGCGCUUGUCCACCUUCGUGGCUAUCACGCCCUUUUCCCGUGCAGAGACUCGCCCCAUACCCAAUAUUGUUGCCCCCAGGUCUGCGCGUUAUUUUCGGCGAAUGGCCGGCGCAGUGAAUUUCUUUGGGGCCGUGUUUCUACAUCGAUAGACACGCCCACGUGCCGCAUGCGCUGCCGGGCGUGUUCUCCACGAAUAGAAGCGCGCUGCGUCUGCUCCCAGGGUUGCCUGGCACAUUGGAGGGCGCGGCUGGCCGCCCCUGCUAUCCCCUACUGUUGGCGUGAUUGGCUGCCGCAGCCGAGGCAGCUCGGCCGCGAGCUCCAUGUGUGAGGAUCAAGGGGGCUUUCGCUUUCAGGCAGUCUCACCUUCACGAGGGGAUGGCCAUGACGGUAGAGUCUGGCCGGCCCUCUGAAUGAGCAGCUAACGGCGCCAGCCCUCUCGCGCGUGCCAGCAUGAAGGCGACAGGCAGUGAGCGUCGUCAAAUUUGCGCGCAAAAUAACAGAACCAGGAAGGGCGAACACUACUCAGGCGGCCAACAGUGUCUCUGCGUCACAAGGUUGCGCGGAUCGCGCGGCAAGGCCACAAGGCCUGGAGACACACUGUUGGCCGGUGACCUGGAAAGCCCUCGCCUUCGAAAAGAAUGCAAAGAAAGCAACGAAAGAUACCCCCCUGCGCAAAAUUUUUGAAUUUAAUUGUUGAGCGCGUUAUAUUUUCCCUCCCUCUCUGCUUCUUCGCCCACCAGCAGCAGGGCUGGCCGGCAGAUAUGACGUGAGUGCGCUACUCUGCUCUUUUUGUUUCUCUUCGCGCUCCAGCGCUUACAGACAAAUGCAGACGCGAGGCGUUUUUUCAGCAGUAGCGGCGGGCACUGCGCCGCGCUUUCUUUUCUGGAUUCCAUGACUUUGUUGUUUAAUCCCGAACUUGAAGACGCUCUCGCAGACAUUGAAGAGGGUGACGCAAUUGUGUUUAAUGCGACUAUUUUGGGCCUUGGCAUUCGCGGAAGCCCGCAUGUCUUGCAGCUGUGGAAAAUUGUGGCGCAUCGCCGAGCGCCGGCGCUUAUCGCGCAAGCAGCUUCCCACACAGAUCAGGAAGCAGACGGAGGAGGGCCUAGGGGCUCCGGGCAGCUUGAUGGGGGGCUCAGGCGCGGAGACCCGUUGUCGUUGCAGGCGACACCGAGCACGUUUGGGGUCUCUGACCAAGAUCAAGGACAUGGCAGAGGCGGCGAUGCAAGUGCUAGCAGCUCCAUGACAGGGAAGCAGUCGCGGGAGCAGCCCGCCCGCCUUGGGUCAUUAGACGAAGGGCGGAAAAAUGCCGGCGCUGCAGGCCGCGGCGAGAAAUCUCCGCUAUCAGCUGCUGCGGUGACGGGCGAUCCUCAGCUCGCUCUUACGGCGACCCAUUCUCCUCCACUAUCUACCAAAGAGGAGGGCCACGAACGACCCGGGAGCAGGCCCGUUUGGACUGUCAACGAGCAGCAGCGCAAUGAGAUCCCGGGAGCGGCUAGCUCUCCCGCUCGACAGACGAGUAACAGCGAAGCGCUCCGCCAUGGGGGCGACGGCAGCAACGACGAAACCUGA